AUGGCUACACCAUCCAAGAACGCAGUCCAAGCGGUCAUCAACCAGUACAUCGAUAGUUUGACAGAGCCCGUUACAGAUAUACACGAAACUCCGGAACUGGUGUACAAGGAACACGUUGCCUACGACGCUAUCUGUGAAUUCCUCCAAUCCCAGGGUAUCCAAACCACACGCCACGCCUACGGCCCCAGCACCACUUUUGAAGCGAAAUUUGUCAAUGGAGAUAGUUGCUCCGUGGAUUUUAACGCCGAGUAUGAUGCAUUUCCCGGAAUUGGACAUGCGUGCGGUCACAACCUCGUUGCUAUCCAGCAUUACUGGGCCUUUAGCUCUGGUAUUUGGAGGUAA
Molecule: messenger RNA, 342 nt
Organism: Penicillium hordei
Lineage: Eukaryota; Fungi; Ascomycota; Eurotiomycetes; Eurotiales; Aspergillaceae
Exons: 2
Coding region: 1-342 (113 amino acids)
Molecular function (GO): dipeptidase activity
Source: RefSeq, a predicted model, not a curated record